Messenger RNA from Fusarium fujikuroi IMI 58289, 741 nucleotides. RefSeq lists its product as uncharacterized. The transcript is spliced from 3 exons. The record is from RefSeq and is a predicted model, not a curated record. NCBI's taxonomy places the organism in Eukaryota, Fungi, Ascomycota, Sordariomycetes, Hypocreales, Nectriaceae. The coding region runs from base 1 to 741 and encodes 246 amino acids.
AUGGCUCCUCUCACUCCCCAUUGGCACCAGCCUUCUCACCCCGACAUCCAAGAAGUCGUCAUCGUGAACCCCGAGGAAUUCACCACCAAGAGCAUCUCGCGCGUUUCUCUCCCACCAUUUGCAGUUUUCGCAAAGUUCGACUUCCCCCCCUGCACGCCCGCCAGCGAACCGACCUACGCUACCGUUCAGACCGGCCGCGACACUCAUCUCAACUUGAACAGUGACUUGCUGUACAUUAAUCAUUCUUGCGAACCUACUCUCCUCUUUGAUGUAGGAAACUUGAACAUUCUCGUUGGACCCAAGGGUCUCAAGGUUGGCGAUGAGCUCACAUUCUUCUAUCCCUCCACCGAAUGGCAUAUGGCCCAGCCCUUCGACUGCCUCUGUGGCACCCCCUCUUGCCGCGGCCGAAUCUCUGGUGCUCGCGACAUGACCCAAGCCCAGCUCGACGGUAUUUGGCUCAACGGUCACAUCAUCCAGCUCCGCGCCGAGCAGCUCGCCCGCUCACAGGAUCCCACUGCAACCGCCCUCCACGACGCCGUCGUCCACGCUGAGAAGGUCCUUGAAUCGGCUCGUCUUGCUCUUCGUUCUUACACGAGCAACGCGCAGGCUCAAAACGGAAAUGGCACUUAUCCUUCCAAGCACACCAAUGGAACUCUGGGAAAGGCAGCUGCGCUGGAGCAUCGCGGCCCGACCUCUCGUGAGCUGAGUGGUGAGAUGGGUGGUGAUACUGUCCGCGUUUAG